This is a messenger RNA of Meloidogyne enterolobii, 1052 nucleotides long. Lineage: Eukaryota; Metazoa; Nematoda; Chromadorea; Rhabditida; Meloidogynidae. The record is from the annotation of a GenBank genome assembly.
UUCCAUAUUUUAACGAUUCGAUAUUUUGUCCGGACACGAGAUUCUUUGCUUCUUGCUAGUCGCCAUUCUUUUUUUAGUCUCCUAGCGACUAUAAUAAAAAGGGAAUGGGGGUUUUUGUCUAGUACUUGGUUAUUAAGUUGUACAAAUAAAUGUAUGUAUGCUUGUUAAAUACAUUUACUAGCUUGCUUAUCGGGUGGAAAAAACAAAAAAAAAAAGAUUUUUUCUCGGUCAUUUUUCUCAUUAAGUGAAUCAAAAAGCUAAAGGUGUUAGGUAAAUAUUACGAUUUCCGUUAGUUCUCAUGAAUUUGCGUUACAAACGUUUUGGUUUGCGAAAUUUCGUGUUUAGUAUGAGUUCAGAAAACUUGAAAAUUCGCGUUUUUGUUUGAAUUUUUGAAAUUUUUUGGGGAAUUUGAAAAAUUCUUAGGGGUUUUCAAAAGGUUUUCUGUUCUCGUUUCAUUUUUUCCUACAUGUAUUUUUUAAUGUUCCUUUCCUUGAUUUUCUCUAUGCCUUCUUACUCGUGAUUUUUUUACAACUUUCUUAUUAAUUUUUGAACAAAAUUUUCAGAAAAUGGAAGCCAUGGAAGUAGAUAGCAAACCUAAUGCUCCAGUAGUCACUUCGUCAGCAAAUAAUAGUAAUUCACAUUCUGCCAAUUCAGCAGCAAGUAUUAGUUCUAGUGCAACACAACCUCAAACUAUAACAAUGGGCGGUAACAGUCCUGGUGGAGAAUUUAUCAGCAGAGAAUUUACCAAAGAUCUUGACGAAUGGAUUGCGCAAUUGUAUGAAUGUAAACAGCUGACUGAGAUUCAAGUGAAGCUGUUGUGUGAUAAGGCCCGCGAAAUCCUCAAACACGAAUCUAACGUUCAAGAAGUCAAAUGCCCUGUUACAGUUUGUGGGGAUGUUCACGGACAGUUUCACGACUUGAUGGAAUUGUUCAAAAUGGGUGGAAAGUCUCCAGACACAAAUUAUUUGUUUAUGGGUGAUUAUGUUGAUAGAGGUUAUUAUUCUGUGGAGACUGUUUCGCUGCUUGUUUGUCUUAAGGUAUUAUUUUUAUAA